AUGUGUGCGAAUAUUACAGUUGAAUGGUUGGAAAAUCCAAGAAUUUGGCUUAAAGUGUCUUUACCGAUUCGAUGUUUCUUCAACACAAAAAAUCUACAAACUUCAUUACCUUACAAGGUCACCUCUGCUGUUUUAGAAAGACAUAACUUCAUCAAACUUGACACAAUUUGUGUCUUUCCCACUAAUCCUUAUUUGCGUCUUGAACAAACAAAUCAAAACCUUAAACGACAGAUUUGCUACACAGAACUCUACCAAGGCGUGAACAAUUUGCCGAUUUGUUGUUUUAGUUUCAGAUUAACGAAACUCAGAGAAUAUUCUUGUGAAUCAUUUCUACAAUGUUCUGUUGCUGUUCAUCAUCCAAUUGAAGAGAUUUUAUUCGGAAUUGUUGAAGAUGUUUCUUUCAGACAUUUUGCCAUCCUUUUCGUUUUAUUUUUGUAG
Clunio marinus is the source of this 438-nucleotide messenger RNA. The record is from the annotation of a GenBank genome assembly. NCBI's taxonomy places the organism in Eukaryota, Metazoa, Arthropoda, Insecta, Diptera, Chironomidae.